Molecule: messenger RNA, 1482 nt
Organism: Populus euphratica (Euphrates poplar)
Lineage: Eukaryota; Viridiplantae; Streptophyta; Magnoliopsida; Malpighiales; Salicaceae
Product: beta-glucosidase 46-like
Exons: 10
Coding region: 180-1397 (405 amino acids)
Biological process (GO): carbohydrate metabolic process
Molecular function (GO): beta-glucosidase activity
Source: RefSeq, a predicted model, not a curated record
CAAUACCAUCGCUUUCUGGAAGAUAUUGAUUUGAUGGAAACACUUGGAGUCAACAGCUAUAGGUUCUCAAUUUCUUGGGCACGAAUUCUACCUAGUAAGAAUUUUAAGAACUCAGGAUGUUUUCAACAGGAACGUCUGACAUUAAUAAAACAUAAAGCUGAUAUGGAAGUUCUUUCAAUAUGGAUUCAGAAGGGAGAUUUGGAGAUAUUAAUAGGUCUGGCAUUAGCUACUAUAACAAGCUCAUCAAUGCUCUCUUGCUUAAGGGAAUUCAGCCAUUUGUGACGCUAACUCAUUAUGAUAUGCCUCAAGAAUUGGAGGAGAGAUAUGGGGGGUGGCUAAGCCCUAAAUGCCAGGAGGAUUUCGGAUAUUAUGUAGACAUGUGUUUCAAGUACUUUGGAGAUCGAGUGAACUACUGGGUCACCUUCAAUGAGCCAAAUCUACAAGUCAUAAAUGGCUAUCGCACCGGCGAAAGCCCACCCAGUCGCUGCUCCAGUCCUUUUGGGAAUUGCACUCAUGGGGAUUCAGAGAAGGAAACCUUUCUUGCAGCACAUAACAUAAUCUUAGCACAUGCAAAUGCAGUUCAUAUUUAUAGAACAAAAUACCAGAAACAGCAAGGAGGCAGCAUUGGGAUCGUCAUCCAUUGCGCUUGGUUUGAACCUUACAGUAAUUCCACAGCGGACAAUUUAGCCACUGAUAGAGCUCAAGACUUCUUCAUGAACUGGUUCUUGGAUCCAAUCAUCUUUGGAAAAUAUCCUGCAGAAAUGACGAAAAUUCUGGGGUCUGCUUUACCAAAAUUUUCAAGCAAUGACAGAGAGAGACUGAAAAAGGGACUGGAUUUCAUUGGGAUCAAUCAUUACACUGGUUUCUACAUCCAAGAUUGCAGCUUUGUUGUGUGUAAACCUGGACAAGGAGGCUCCAGGACUGAAGGUUUAGCCCAACAAGUCCAAGAAAAGGACGGAGUUCCUAUUGGCAAAUCUAGUGAAGUGGACUGGAUACAUGUUUAUCCACAAGGAAUGGAGAAGAUGAUAACAUAUCUAAAGGAGAGAUACAAUAACACACCUAUGAUCGUUACAGAGAAUGGAUUUGGCCAAGAGAGCUACCUAAACCGCACCAUUGAAGAAUAUCUCCAAGAUAGAGAAAGGGUGGAAUACAUGUCUGGCUAUUUGGAUUCCUUGAUGACAGCUAUGCUGAAAGGAGCAGAUGUGAGGGGCUAUUUUGCGUGGUCCUUGCUUGAUAAUUUCGAGUGGGGACAUGGUUAUACAAGAAGAUUUGGACUUCACCAUGUUGAUUACACCACACUGAAGAGAAUUCCAAGACUAUCAGCAACUUGGUUCAAGGAAUUUAUAGCAAGGUAUAAAAUAACAUCUCAUUCCUGCAGAUUAAAUCCCUUUUAUUGAUCAGCAAACAGUAAUGUUCGAUUAGAGGAGUUAAAUCCUCCAGUUGAAGCCACAAGGCAUUCCCACAAGGGAGAUCCUACCUCGU